AUGUAUGCAUUGUCUACUAGUGCUGAGAGUGCAUGUCACCUGUGUGUGCCGCCUGACCCCGGUAUCCAGUCAACUGCUCUAGGUACUGGUGAGGCUGCCGCUCUAGGUGCUAGAGUGUCUGCUGACCCAGGUGUUGGUGAGGCUGCUGCUCUAGGUACUCGUGAGUCUGCCCCCCCUGGUACUGAGUCUACUGAGGCACUGCACACCUUCACACUGGACUCAGGUGCUUCUCGCUGUUUCUUUCGUGACCGCACUGCCCUUGAGCAGCCUGCUCGGCCAGUUGUUGUUUCCCUUGCUGACCCCUCUAGGGGUUCGGUCAUUGCGACCUCCUCCACUCUCCUUCCUUGUCCUGCGGUUCCGUCGGGCACACUGUCAGGUCUCCACCUCCCCUCGUUCUCUACAAACUUGGUGGCGGGUUGUGCGCUCCAGGACGGGGGUGUCCACCAGUUCACCCCUGCCUACAAGCGCGUGACACACUGCACGUGUGCUCGGACGGGCCGUCACCUGGCUACCUUCACUCGGCAGCCGGGGUCGGACCUGUACACACUGACCACUGAGUCCCCUCAGGUAGCUGAGUCUGCGUCUGCUUCAGGUCAGCUGUCUGCCCCCUGCUCGUGUCGCUCUCUAGCACACGAGACCAUCCUCUGGCACCACCGCCUUGGUCACCCGUCAGUGCAGCGCCUUCGUGCCAUGCACAAACGGUACCUUGUCUCUGGUCUUCCCCGGGUACUUCCUCCCCUCCCACCCUCGCCUGCUCCUCCCUGUCUUCCUUGUGUCGAGGGGCGGCAGCACGCCGCUCCUCACUCCUCCUCGUUUCCCCCCACGACUGCUCCCUUGCAGAUGCUCCACAUGGACGUGUGGGGCCCAGCCCGCGUCCCUGAACACGGUCAGGAGAGGUACUUCCUGAUCGUUGUUGACGACUACUCGCGCUACACCACGGUCUUCCCCUUGCGCACCAAGGGUGAGGUCCCUGAUGUUUUGAUCCCUUGGAUCCGCGCUUCUCGUCUCCAGCUCAGCGAGCGGUUCCACUCAGACUUUCCUGUCUUGCGUCUGCUCUCUGACAGAGGUGGUGAGUUCUCCUUCGACCUCUUGGCAGCCUACUGUGCGGAGCACAGCAUCCACCAGUCGUUCACGCUUCCGGCCUCUCCACAGCAGAAUGGGGUUGCUGAGCGCCGCAUUGGCUUGGUCAUGGAGGUCGCUCGUACCUCCUUGAUCCAUGCGGCUGCCCCCCACUUUCUGUGGCCGUUUGCGGUCCGGUACGCUGCGCAUCAGCUCAACCUCUGGCCCCGUGUCUCCCCUCCGGAGACCUCGCCCACACUGCUAUGGACGGGGGAGGUUGGCGAUGCGUCGCGUUUCCGGGUCUGGGGAUCUCAAGCUUUUGUCCGCGAUACGUCCGCGGACAAGCUCUCCUUCCGCGCUGUUCCUUGUGUCUUCCUUGGCUUUGUCCCGGACGCGUCUGGUUGGCACUUUUACCACGCCACCUCGCGCCGUGUCAUGCCCUUUCAGGACGUCACUUUUGACGAGUCGGUGCCCUACUACCGCCUCUUCCCCUACCGCACUGCCCCGCUCCCCCCCCCGCCUCUCUUCCUCGCGCCGGUAGUUGUCGACUCUCGUCCUCCUAGGGGUGCUGAGCCUGAGCGUGCGGAGCCUAGGGGUGCGGAGCCUGGGGGUGCGGAGCCUGGGGUUGCGGAGUCUGGGGGUGCUGAGUCUGGGGGUGCGGAGUCUGCGGGUGCUGAGUCUGGGGGUGCUGAGUUUGCGGGUGCUGAGUCUGGGGGUGCUGAGAGUGCUGCUGGAGCUGGUGCUAGUGCUUCCCCUCCUAGGCGGGAGCUGCCCUCUCCCCAGCGGCUCCGAGAGUGGUACGCUCGGCGCUGCAGUCUCCGGAGUGGCGCUCCUAGUGUCGCGGACCCUGGUGCUGGAGGUGCUGCUGCUGCUGGCGGUGCUGCUGGCGCUACUGGAGGUGCUGCUGGAGCUGCUGGAGCUGCUGGAGGUGCUGCUGCUAGUGGUGGUGCUGCUGGUGCUGCUGGAGCUGCUGGAGGUGCUGUCGGUGCUGGUGCUGUUGGAGCUGCUGGAGGUGCUGCUACUACUGGAGGUGCUGCUAGUGCUAGUGACGCUGCUGGAGGUGCUGCUGGCGCUGGUGUUGCUGCUGGUGCUGCUAGAGCUGCUGGAGGUGUUGCUAGUGCUGGGGCUGCUGGAGCUGUUGGAGCUGCUGCUGGUGCUGAGGACCCGGGCGUUGGAGCUGCUGUUGGUGCUGCGGACCCGGGCGUUGGAGCUCCUGCUGGUGCUGCGGACCCUGGAGUUGGAGCUGCUGCUGGUGCUGGAGGUGCUGGCGCUGCUGGAGCUACUGGUGGUCCUGCGGGCGCUGUAGCUGGAGACCCUGGAGCUGAGCCUACUUGUGGUCUCUCUGCUGGUUGUGGCGGCGCUACGCGGCCACAGCCGCACUUCGUUCCACUCCUUCAGCAGGUUCUUGAGCGUUGUGAGCCUGAGUCUCGUCCUGCGUCGCCCGAGUCUCGUUGUGCGUCGCAUAUUCGUGCUGCUCACACUGGUCGUCGUGUCCCUCGUCAGCAUCCUCCUACUGUCCCAGGUACUCACCAGAUGGCGCUUCGUCCUUCCUCUGCUCCUCAGCGCGUCCCCAUGCCGUCUCCUCCUGCGUCCUCUAUACCUGCUCUUGCUGACCCGGAGUCUAACUCCCUUCGUGCUGCCAGUCCUACUGUCACGCGUCUCCUCGCCAUUGUUGUCACUGACCCUUUCUUUGAGUCCUCCGCUGCGUUUGCUCUAGUCCGUGAGUUAGUUGACUUUGCUGCCGCUUGUCGUCUCGACUACGCCGCUAGCCUUGUCGCUGAGUGUGAGUCUGAGUUUGUCUGUCCUCCGUCCGUCGGGGGUGAGUGUGCUCUUGGCACGGACGUCCUUGAGGAUAGGCAGGAGGAGUUUGAGUGCUUUGCCGCUGCUUUACCUCAUCUCGUGUCCAUGCUGGUUGCCCCUGAGGGAGACCCGGAUGCUCCAGACAUCCCGACCCCGCGCUCUUACGUUGAGGCGAUCGCGGGCACCUACGUCGACGAGGUUCCCCCACCUGGGGCGAACAUCGUCAGUGGCAUGUGGAUUUUCAGGGUGAAGCGGCCGCCGGGUUCUCCGCCUGUCUUCAAGGCGCGUUACGUUGCACGAGGCUUCGGCCAGCGAGAGGGAGUUGACUUCUUCCAAACCUUCUCCUCGACCCCGAAGAUGACCACUCUUCGGGUUCUGCUGCACGUCGCCGCUCAGCGUGACUACGAGCUCCACUCUCUUGACUUCAGCACUGCUUUCCUACAGGGCAGCCUGCACGAGGAGAUCUUGCUGCACCGCCCACCUGGCUUCACUGGGUCGUUCCCUCCUGGUACCCAGUGGAGCCUUCGGCGGCCAGUCAACGGUCUCCGCCUGGCGCCGCGUGAGUGGCACGACACACUGAGGACUACACUUGCGGCUCUUGGAUUCGCUCCUUCUACUGCUGACACGUCGCUGUUUCUACGCACCGACACUUCGCUGCCGCCCUUCUACAUCCUCGUGUACGUCGACGACUUGGUCUUUGCCACUGCGUCCACAGCACGGCGCACCAUCACCUUGACUCUGUCACACAUGGUGCAGCAGGUCCUUCAGCGCUUCCGCUUCACGUACUCCUCGCCUCAGGCCACUCCUCUGCCUACCGGUCACUCGCUCUCAGCUCUGCCUUCGGAUGAGUCCGUAGAGCCGAGUGGCCCGUAUCCAGAGCUUGUGGGCUGCCUCAUGUACCUGAUGACCUGCACUCGACCUGACCUUGCAUACCCUCUUAGCAUCCUUGCAUGCUAUGUCACUCCUGGCCGUCACCGGAAGGAGCACAUGGAUGCCGCUAAGAGGGUGUUGUGCUACUUGUGCAUUACGUCGGGCAUGGGGCUAGUGCUUGGAGGACGAGACCGAGUUGUACUCACUGGGCACUCAGACGCUUCUUGGGCUGACGACCAGGCUACUCAGCGGUCGUCUCAGGGUUACACCUUCAGCCUUGGCUCUGGUUCAGUUUCUUGGCAUUCUACACGCUCGUCUUCUGUUCUCAGCUUCAGUUGUGAGGCUGAGAUCUACGCCACAGCCAUGGCUGCACAGGAGUUACGCUGGCUCACCUACCUGCUGACCGACUUGGGAGAGCGGCCUCGUUCUCCUCUAGUGCUGUACGUCGACAACAAGGCUGCCAUUGCCUUGUGUGAGGAGCACAAACUGGAGCACAGAACGAAGCAUAUCGCUCUGCGCUACUUCCUUGCUCGAGAGCUGCAGCAGCGCGGUCAGCUUCGUCUGCGUUACGUGGCCACUCGGGCCAACACUGCUGAUGUGUUCACCAAGGCGCUUCAGCCUUGUGACCAUCAGUGCUUCUGUACUGUUCUAGGCCUUGUGCCUACUGGUCCUCACUUGCUUACUUUUUGA
Molecule: messenger RNA, 4419 nt
Organism: Closterium sp. NIES-65
Lineage: Eukaryota; Viridiplantae; Streptophyta; Zygnematophyceae; Desmidiales; Closteriaceae
Source: the annotation of a GenBank genome assembly